CGUCGGGCGGGAUACCCACCUCCAUGCGACCGGUAGUCCCCAAAAAGCGGGCGCGGAAAAAAAUAAAAAAUAAAAAUAAAAAUAAAAAUGAAAAUCUGAAGUAACAAACGAAAAAGAAACAGGUGCUGCAGGGGCGGGGGGAAGGGGGGGACGAACGAGAGAGAGAGAGAGAGAGAGAGAGAGAGAGAGAGAGAGAGAGAGAGAGAGAGAGAGAGAGAGAGAGAGAGAGAGAGAGAGAGGAGAGAGAGAGAGAGAGAGAGAGAGAGAGAGAGAGAGAGAGAGAGAGAGGAGAGAGAGAGAGAGAGAGAGGGCUGAGGUGGGUUGACCAAACCAAUGACGGAGAGCCUGACGUAAUGGGUGAGCCGGUCGUGACGGAGCCGCAGGAGGCUCUGAAGACGAGAACCUCGAGCGGUCGACGAGAAGCGACGAGACGACGCUUCCCUGAGUAUGAGCGAAGGGAAACCCUGGCGGAUAGGCACAUGGACGACUGGAGAGAGAGUUCGAGUGAUUCCUAUUGGAGGGACAGAGAUAGAGACAGAGCGCCACCCAGGCGAGUCUUCGACCCCCAGACAGGGGAGUCGCAUCCGCUCCCUUACGAGAGCAAGGAUCCGUAUAUUAUUACGCACAAGGUCUCGAAGCCUCCUACUUUCAGAGGCUACGGCAUCACAGAAUAUCUGGAGAAGUGGGAGCUUCAUGCUAGCCGGAGUCAGUGGUCGGAGGAAGAGAUUAUAGAGAACUUCCUAUUUAAUGUGGACCCGAGCCUCGACAAGGAAGUAAAGGAAGCCCGACCAAAGGAUGGAAAAUGGACUACGUAUAAAAAGAGUCUCGUUGAGCUUUACAAAUUGGAGGAUAACAAGUACUCCAUCAAGGAUCUUGAGACGAUGACUCAAGAUCAAGAUGAGAGCGUACGGGCAUUUGGAAUGCGUUUCCAGAAGAUCUCCGACGUGCUGAUGAAGAAGGGGAAGAUCUCAGAGGUCGAGCGUUGAGCCACGACAUACCGGGACAAGCCCGGAGGACCCUAUUCACUUCGCUGGGACCGAAAGAAGACUGAUUCCUGGAGAAGUGUCGAGGAUAGAAAUCAUCGAACGCUGACUGAUUAUCGUGCGAGGGAAAGGGAGAGAGACGAUGAGCCAUGGCGAUGUAGGGACGAUGAGAUAGACCGGGACCGCAGGACUCACGAGACGUAUGGGCAAGCUAGGAGAAUGGAUGACUACUUGCGUAGCCCUCGCUAUGAGCCUAAUGGGGGUAGAGACGACUCUCGAGGUAGGUGGGAGUCGGAUCAGGGCCGACGAGAUGGAUACAGGGACAACAGAUAUGAGAGGCGGACCGAGAUGGAUAUAGGGACGACAAAUAUGAGAGGUCGGAUCGAGACGGAUACAGGGGUGGCAGAUAUGAGAGAGGAGAUCAACGCGAUGAGCCGCGCGGGUGAUACGACCGAGGAGACCGACAUGAUGAUUCACGCGGGCGAUACGACCGAGGAGACCGACGUGAUGAUUCACGCGGGCGAUACGACCGAGGAGACCGACGUGAUGAUUCACGAGGGUGAUACGAACAUGGAGACCGCCGCAAUGACUCGCGCGGUAGGAAUGAGAGAGGGGGAUAUGGCGCGUCGUGUGAUCCGUAUCCGAAGUCCCCUGACCCCAGAGCAGCGAGAGGGCACGGUCCCCUAUGGGGGGCUACCCAAGCGACACAAGCGAGUAGCUAAAAAAGUUAAGCCAGCGGCGGUGGGCCACGAGCGAUCUGCACUGGAAGGGAGAUCGGAAGAAGAGAUCGCAAAGGAAAUCAAAGAGAGGAAGAAAAAGAAGCCGCAAUGCCUAACGGAAGAGAGGAUAGCAGGGAUGGACAUCGGAGAUGAAAAUCUGACCCCGCAGGAGCGGGAACGUGUGAUAGAAAUCCUAAAGACAUGCGAUAAGGAUAUAGCUUUCAGCGAUGCGGAGCGCGGUAGGGUUGACCCUCGAUACGCUAGGCCAGCAAGGAUUUACACGAUUCCACAUGUUCCUUGGAAUGACGCAGGAUGGAAAUACGCCCAGAAGGAGAAGGAAGAGGUUAUCGCUUUCCUAAAAGAAAAGAUGGCUUCUCAUGUUGCGGAGCCGUCUGACAGCGCUUAUGCAAAUCGAUGGUUCUUCCUACAAAAGCCGAAUGGCAAGAUCCGGUGGAUCCAGGACCUUCAGAAGGUCAACGGGGUGACGAUUCGAGACGUGGGCUCUAUGCCACACGCCGACUUACUGGCUGAAGGCGCUGCGGGCAGGUCGAUUUAUUCGGUCUGUGAUCUGUUCUCAGGGUAUGAUGAGGUCCCGCUUGAUCCUAGGGACAGGCACCUCACGGCUAUGCACAUGCCAUUGGGACUGAUACAGAUGAUGGUCGUCCCUAUGGGAUGGACUAAUGGGGUAGCCGUUUUUCAGAGAGCCCUGGUAGCGGUCCUCAAGGACUUCAUCCCUCAUAAGGUUGAAGUUUUUCUGGAUGAUUUUCCUAUUAAAGGGUCAGUAAAGGAGGAUGAGACAGAGGUCGUACCAGGAAUUAGAAGAUUCGUCGAGCAGCACCUAACAGAUAUUUUCGCGGUACUUGAGCAGCUGGACGAUGCGAAUUUAACGGUCAGCGGAACAAAGAGACGGUUACGAGUUUGUGUCUGUCAGGGUGACACACAAAUGCAGCGCAACCGUUGCAUGCAUUGUUGUAAGCUAUCGUCAAAUGUUAACAGUAUGUGCAACACAUAUAUGGAGACACAAGAUAACACGAAGGGACGAUGAACAUUUGAUGAUGUGAGCGUACAAGUAGUACAUGAAACAGUACUAUAUUGACGCACGGAAUACAAUGUUCAAAUUCG
Molecule: messenger RNA, 2824 nt
Organism: Chara braunii
Lineage: Eukaryota; Viridiplantae; Streptophyta; Charophyceae; Charales; Characeae
Source: the annotation of a GenBank genome assembly